Oryzias melastigma (Indian medaka) is the source of this 1704-nucleotide messenger RNA. It is a transcript of the gene prpf31, whose product is annotated as PRP31 pre-mRNA processing factor 31 homolog (yeast). Gene Ontology annotation, cellular component: U4/U6 x U5 tri-snRNP complex; U4 snRNP; precatalytic spliceosome. Lineage: Eukaryota; Metazoa; Chordata; Actinopteri; Beloniformes; Adrianichthyidae. Gene Ontology annotation, biological process: spliceosomal tri-snRNP complex assembly; mRNA splicing, via spliceosome. The record is from RefSeq and is a predicted model, not a curated record. The transcript has 14 exons. The coding region runs from base 165 to 1688 and encodes 507 amino acids.
GUAUUUAUUCUGCGACAAACCACACAGAUCGCAAGUGUUAAUUGUAAACAGGAGCAAGAAGCCGUACAGUAGCAUUGCCUGUAUUUACUGUUAUUAAACUCAUUCUUGUCUAAAGUGAAUUUUGAUUUUUUUUUAUCUGUUUUACUUCGUUUUGAAGGUGCAAGAUGUCACUGGCUGACGAACUUCUGGCUGACCUGGAGGAAGCUGGAGAUGAGGGGGAAGACGGUCUGUACCCGGAGGGGGAGGAGGGGGGCAGUGAUGGAGAGGGGGUUACAGGGAGGACAGAAGGACUGGAAGAUAUUCCAGAGGAGAUGGAGGUGGACUACAGCAAGACUGACAGCAUUACGUCCAUCGCCAAGCUCCGUAAUAGCAAACAGUUUUCAGAUAUAAUGGAAAAAAUAUCUGGAUAUAUCGGAAAACAGCGCAAAAAUUCAGAUGUUUCAGGACCAGUUGAGGCUGACCCAGAAUACAGGCUGAUCGUUGCAGCCAAUAAUCUUACAGUGGAAAUUGACAAUGAGCUCAACAUCAUUCACAAGUUUACAAGGGACAAAUACUCCAAGAGAUUUCCAGAGCUGGAGUCUUUGGUUCCAGAUUCUUUAGAUUAUAUUCGCACAGUCAAGGAAUUGGGAAAUAACCUGGAGAAAUGUAAAAACAACGAAACGCUGCAGCAAAUCCUAACAAACGCCACCAUUAUGGUCGUCAGUGUCACUGCAUCAACCACACAGGGGUCAUUGCUAACUGAAGAUGAGCUGAAGCAGCUUGAGGAGGCUUGUGAUAUGGCUCUGGAGCUGAACCAGUCCAAACACAGGAUAUAUGAAUAUGUAGAGUCCAGAAUGUCCUUUAUAGCUCCAAACCUGUCUAUCAUUGUGGGAGCAUCAACUGCAGCAAAGAUCAUGGGCAUUGCUGGAGGCCUAACAAACCUCUCAAAGAUGCCGGCCUGUAACCUGAUGCUGCUGGGAGCCCAAAGGAGAACUCUGUCAGGCUUCAGUAGCACGUCCCUGCUUCCUCACACAGGCUUCAUCUACCACUGUGAUGUUGUGCAGUCGUUGCCUCCUGACCUCAGGAGGAAGGCAGCUCGUCUGGUGGCUGCGAAAUGCACUCUAGCUUCUCGAGUGGACAGUUUCCACGAGAGUCCAGAUGGAAAGGUUGGCUAUGACCUAAAAGAAGAAAUAGAGAGAAAGUUUGAUAAAUGGCAGGAACCUCCACCAGUGAAGCAGGUCAAACCACUGCCAGCCCCGCUGGACGGACAGAGGAAGAAGAGAGGAGGAAGAAGGUAUCGGAAAAUGAAAGAGCGUCUGGGGCUGACUGAGAUCAGGAAACAUGCCAACAGAAUGACCUUUGCUGAGAUUGAAGAUGACGCCUAUCAGGAGGAUCUGGGUUUCAGUUUGGGUCAGCUCGGUAAGAGCGGCAGCGGCAGAGUGAGGCAGGCUCAGGUCAACGAAGCCACCAAAGCAAGAAUCUCCAAAUCCCUGCAGAGAACACUGCAGAAGCAGAGCAUGACGUACGGAGGGAAAUCCACAGUGAGGGACCGUUCCUCAGGAACCAGCUCCAGUGUGGCGUUCACUCCCCUGCAGGGGCUGGAGAUUGUAAACCCACAAGCUGCAGAGAAGAAGGUGGCUGAAGCAAACCAGAAAUACUUCUCCAACAUGGCAGAGUUCCUCAAAGUCAAGAAGGAAGCGAAGAAUUAAGUCCUCUUAAAGCAAA